UUUGCGCAUCACUGUUGUGUGUUUUUUCACCGUAAACUCCUUUAAUCUCUGCGGGCCGCAAGUUUCCUACGUGCAGACUGACAUGAAUUCUCUCCUGCCCGGACCUUCACUCUGCGACUGAGGAACUGAAUCAUGGCCCGAGCCGCUGCAGCGCGCCUAUCUGCGCUUCUCGUGAUCGUUUGUCACGUAUUGUCAGGAAAAGCUCAGUAUGAGAAAUACAGCUUCAAGAGUUUCCCCGAGAACGACCUGAUGCCGCUCGAGUCUGCGUACGGACACGCGUUAGAGAUGUACGCGUCUCAGAGCUGGAAGGAGUGCGUCAAAUAUCUGGAGCUCAGUCUGCGGCUGCACCGGCUGCUGAAGGACAGCGAGGCUCACUGCAGCCGGACCUGCGGCACCGAAACGCGGCCACGCGACGGUAACAGCACCGACACCAGCCUGUGGAUCAUGGGGCACAUCAUCGCGAGAGCCGCGUGUCUCAAGAAGUGCAAAACAAACUUCCCCGUGUUCUCGAAAUCUCCCCCGAAGAGUGAGACACUGGCUGCGUUCGAGCAGAGGAUUCCCUACCGCUACCUGCAGUAUGUUCAUUAUCAGAUGAAUGAGUUGGAGAAAGCUGUUUCAGCAGCACACACAUGUCUCCAGCGAAACCCUGGCGAUCCACUUUUAUCCCGGACUAUGAACUACUACAAAAGUCUGUUUGAUGUGGAGGAGUAUCUCAUAGACCACGAGGAGAAGCCCUACGAGGCUUUAUUUGUGAAAGCGGUGAAGUUGUAUAACUCUGGAGACUUCAGCAGCAGCGCUCGAGACAUGGAGCUGGCGGCCGCCGAUUAUUUCCAAACACACAGCCUGUGUCUGCAGUCAUGUGAAGGCUCCUAUGAAGUGCAGGAGGUCAAAGAUUUUUAUCCAACGCUAGCUGAUUUCUAUUUUGAGGCUUUAAAGUGUAAAGUUAAAUGCGAGGAGAAUUUGAAGCCAAAUGUUGGCGGCUACUUUGUGGAGAAAUUCGUUGCCACCAUGUACCACUACCUGCAGUUUGCUUAUUAUAAAUUGAAUGAUGCGAGAAGUGCAGCGCCGUGUGCAGCGAGUUACAUGCUGUUUGAUGCAGAAGAUCAAGUGAUGCGGCAGAACGUGGCAUACUACACAUUCUACAGAGAACAGUGGGGACUGCAGGAACAACACUUCAAACCACGACCCGAAGCGCUGAUGUAUUACAAUCAAACCACUCGACAGAGAGAACUGCUGGAGUUCGCACAGAAUUAUCUACAGACAGAUCAUGAGGACAUUGUGACACCAGAGGACACAUCAUCAUCAUCAUCAUCAGAUCCUCCUGAUGAAGAGUUUGAGGGUAUGGGGGAUUAUGAGGAGUCUUUUCUGGCUGAAUGGUGGCAGGAACCCAAAACUAAAGGAGAUACAGGAGAAGCAGCUGAAUAAAACAUCUGUAAACCCUUCUGGAACAAAACUCUACUGUACUCAUGUGCUUUUGUUUCUUCAUUGACUUUGUCUUGUUCUGAUGUAAUAAUUUCAUUAUUUUUCGUUUCUUCACUGAUGAAUAUGUUCUAGCAUUCAUUGUAUGUGUUCUGUGAGUGAGGAGUUGAUCUAUAAAUGUGUACAGGAG
Molecule: messenger RNA, 1609 nt
Organism: Triplophysa dalaica
Lineage: Eukaryota; Metazoa; Chordata; Actinopteri; Cypriniformes; Nemacheilidae
Gene: p3h4
Product: prolyl 3-hydroxylase family member 4 (inactive)
Exons: 7
Coding region: 133-1425 (430 amino acids)
Biological process (GO): collagen fibril organization; peptidyl-lysine hydroxylation
Cellular component (GO): endoplasmic reticulum
Molecular function (GO): collagen binding; protein binding
Source: RefSeq, a predicted model, not a curated record